UUUCGAGUGCAGAUAGUGUAACAAAAUGCCUCGCGAAAGAACAGACCGGUGAGACCAGCCGUUUAUGACAUGUAUUUGUGAUUACUUUUCUCGCAUUUAUCCUUAUUAUUAAAAUGUCAUUGCACUAUAAAUACGGAUGUACAUUAAGUUACGUAAAACAUUGUGAAAAACGUCACUGCCGAUUAAUGGAACUUACGAUCUCGAUACGUCAAGAGCCAAUUGCCGGUGUACUUUGACCCCUCUGGCUUGCCCAACGAGUUUUAGUAGCUGUGAUUUCCUCGAUACCCUUUUGACGGACUUUCAAUUACACAAUAAUCAUGUCGGACAGCGUUAGCCCUGUUAAAUAUUUCUUAAGCGGCGGUUUCGGAGGGGUGUGCACCGUGGUGGCUGGCCAUCCUCUGGACACCAUAAAGGUACGGCUCCAGACGAUGCCAGUGCCAGGACCUAACGAAUUGCCUCUGUACUCCGGCACAUGGGACUGUGCUAAGAAAACAGUCACGAAAGAGGGAAUACGUGGCUUAUAUAAGGGCAUGGGCGCGCCGUUAUCCGGCGUAGCGCCGAUAUUCGCCAUAAGCUUCUUCGGAUACAGCGUUGGAAAGAAGCUGCAGCAGAGAGUUUCGGACGAGAAACUCACGACGUUGCAAUUGUUCUACGCUGGCGCAUUUAGCGGUAUAUUCACGACCGUGAUAAUGGCGCCCGGUGAGCGUAUCAAGUGUCUGUUGCAAAUACAGCAUGCGGACGCGAAGCCGAAGUACAACGGGCCUCUGGAUUGCGCGAAGCAGUUGUAUCGAGAAGGGGGCAUCAGAAGCAUCUAUAAAGGCACCUGUGCCACAUUGUUGAGAGAUAUUCCAGCUAGCGGAAUGUACUUUAUGACAUACGAAUAUCUGAAGGACCAAUUUACUCCAGAAGGAGGGAAGCUUAGCUUACUGGCUACCAUAACGGCUGGCGGCUGUGCGGGUAUUGCAAAUUGGCUGGUGGGGAUGCCACCUGAUAUCCUCAAGAGUCGCCUGCAGACUGCACCAGAAGGCACGUAUAAAAAGGGGAUACGCGAGGUAUUUGUUAAAUUGAUGAAAAACGAGGGACCAACGGCGCUUUACAAGGGUGUCGUACCCGUUAUGCUGCGAGCUUUUCCUGCAAACGCGGCCUGUUUUAUGGGCUUCGAAAUUUGCAUGAAAUUCUUGAACUGGACCGCGCCGAGUUUGUAACUUAAAGCCGCGCCAUGUAAUUAUAGAAUUUUCGAAAAAUGUUCUGCCUCUCGGUAUCCGUUGCUCCCCUUACACCACGAUUCAUACUCGAUAGAUGCAAAGCGAUUAAUUUUACCGCGACAGAAAUAGAUUACAUUUAUUCUUGCCUCGCAGCUAUCUUGAGAAUGAAUCUCAAGCUGAUGGUACACAUAAAGUGUUACGUGUUUAGUAUUUCGAAAUGCAAAGUAAGAUAGUCAUCCUAUGCGAAUGGAGUCUGCAUUCGAAAGCCAGACUUUUUUAAAUUCUGUCACAUAUGUAUGUAUGUAUGUACUACGUAAGAAGCAAACAAAUGAAAGUAUGACAUCAGGGUAUAGCAUAUACAGCCUUAGCCGUAAGUAUAAAGUAUUUUCACAAAUUGACGAUAAACGCUGUGUAAUUAACGAAAAAGAAAUUAGAAGUUUUAUUAAAAAAUAGUUAUUUUUAUUAAAACUUUAAUAUUUUAUUAGUCCUCUUUUAACUUUUAUUAUCGCCUUUAAAAAAAAUCGAAUUUAUAUUUAUGACCAAGGUUGUACUUUUGCAGAACUUGUUGUUUUGUAAAGAGUUUCAAAUAUAUAUAUGUUAUACAUUGUAAACAUAUACAUCGCGAGUCGUGAUAUUAAUAAUUCUUAAGAUACGUAUUGACGUAAAGACUGCUCAGUAGCUUUGCUAUAUGUGCAAAUUUUAAUAUCACAAAUGUAAUUGUGUAUUAUACAGUUUGAAUAUAAAACUUUAUUAACAUAACAGUAUAUAUACAUAUUAGUUACAUUCGCAUAUUGUACACUGUAUCGUUUAUUAAGGAAUUUACAAUCAGGACUUUAAUGGGCUAAUUACCUCUGUAAUAUACUUUAUGUACAAGAUUUUUUCUGAGGAAGAUCGUACAUAAUAUACAUAUAUAACGAACAAAAUGAAAAUCUGUAUACAUAAAUAUAAGUAAAUAAUUAGUUUUCUGGGAAAAUGUAUUGACGCACAAAAUAAAAUUUUCUAUUCUGUUA
This is a messenger RNA of Wasmannia auropunctata (little fire ant), 2215 nucleotides long. RefSeq names its product congested-like trachea protein (gene colt). Gene Ontology annotation, cellular component: mitochondrial envelope. Lineage: Eukaryota; Metazoa; Arthropoda; Insecta; Hymenoptera; Formicidae. Gene Ontology annotation, molecular function: O-acyl-L-carnitine transmembrane transporter activity. The record is from RefSeq and is a predicted model, not a curated record. The transcript has 5 exons. Gene Ontology annotation, biological process: mitochondrial transport; carnitine transmembrane transport. The coding region runs from base 318 to 1205 and encodes 295 amino acids.